Messenger RNA from Arabidopsis lyrata subsp. lyrata, 850 nucleotides. RefSeq lists its product as uncharacterized. NCBI's taxonomy places the organism in Eukaryota, Viridiplantae, Streptophyta, Magnoliopsida, Brassicales, Brassicaceae. The transcript has 3 exons. Bases 121 to 654 code for a protein of 177 amino acids. The record is from RefSeq and is a predicted model, not a curated record.
GAGGAGACGAAUCUUAAUGCCACGUAAGCAGGAGAUUCGUGGAGUUAGAGAAGUAUCUAAAUUCCAAGCCACCAGAAACUGACACGUGACCAAACAAGAUAAGAGUCUUGCAUUUUCUUGAUGAAACAAGACAGAGAGAAGAAUCUUAAUGAGAAAACCAGUAAAAAAAGUAAUAUGAUAAUACAUUGUCCGUCUUCUUCUUCUCUCUAUCGCACGAAUUUGUUAUACAAGAGAGGUGGUCGAUCUUAUCAGUGUCAGAGCCGCUUGGCUACUAGAUCAGCGGCGGUUCGUAUAUCCACGGCGACGAUCGGGACCAUAGCGGCGGCGGCGGUUAUGAUGGCUGCUGUGUCUGUAGCUUCUGCAGAGCUUCCUCCGCCGCCGCCGCAAGACGGAGAAACGUUAUCGAACAUACCGCAAACGCUGUCAGGCGAAGACUGUAAGAAACAGAGGAUUCAACGACCAAAAUCCAAAAACGCAGAGAAAUGUACAGUCAAAUGCGUCAACACUUGCAUUCGCAGCGGAGACGGAGAAGGACCGAUCAAUAUCAGAAGGCCAUUAGUGGUAUUCAAGCAAGGAUUUCGUAGCCGUAAUUACUGCUUAGUGGAAUGUUCCGAUAUUUGCAAUUUGAUCGGAGAUGGUGACUAUGGUCCCUGAAGAAACAGAGGAGAAACAAAAAUAACUGAUUCAGAAUGAUUUUUUUUUUUUUUUAUAAAGAAGAUUCAAACACGAUGAUAUAUAGUCUCAGAAUAAACGAUACACAGGUUUCAGAGAUUUGGUUGGCAUAUCGAUCGAAUCCAAGUGACUGUGUCUUGUUUCUUCGUGACGCGGCAAAACACGUUGGGCUUUAUAA